GGCCGCCAUGUUUCUGUCUGGUUGCUGUGAUAGAGACGCGACGCUUCGGGUUUUCAACUUCUGUUAUAAAUUCAGAAAAUCCUCUGAAAUAAAGCUCUACAGUAACACAAUGCUGAUAAAUUCACGACAGAGCUGAAGGUGUGGGAUCAGAGAGCAGGGCCGCGCGCGCUCGUGUCGCGCCGCCGUCACCAUGGCGACCACGGGGCUGCGCAUCGGAGAUCAGCUGGUGCUGGAGGAGGACUAUGACGAGAACUACAUUCCUUCAGAGCAAGAGAUCCACGAGUACGCCGUAGAGAUCGGCAUCGACCCGGAGCGUGAGCCCGAGCUGCUGUGGCUGGCCAGAGAGGGGAUGGUGGCGCCGCUGCCGGCCGAGUGGAAACCAUGUCAGGACGUCACCGGAGAGGUGUACUACUUCAACUUCUCCACGGGUCAGUCCACCUGGGAUCAUCCGUGUGAUGAACACUACCGCCAGCUGGUGGAGCAGGAGCGCCAGCGCAGCCAACACCCCCCGAAGAGAGACAAGGACAAGAAGAAGAAGAAGGACAAGAAAGACAAGAAGAAGGACAAGAAGAAAGAGCUGGAGGAAGUCAGAGCUCCAGGGGUGUCGGCUCCUCUCGCUCCUCUCCGUGGUCUGUCCGAGGCUCCUGUCGCUCCUCUCAGAGGAUCUCUGGGUGCCUCGUCUGGACUCCAGCCGCUCAGAACCUCUCUCGGGGCUGGUGUGUCGAGCUCUACUGCUUCCAGGAGCGUUCAGGAGGAGAGGAGGGCUGAAGAGGACGAGGAGAUCUCUGAGGAAGAGAGGCCGCGGGAUUCAGCCGGACUGCUGCAGAACCUCCAUCUGGAUCUGGACGCUCUGGGAGCAGGACUGCAGUACGAGGACAGUGAGGUCAGUGUGACGGUUCCUCCUGAAGAAAGAACAGAACCUGAACUACAGGAUUUGGCCCUGUCCAGGGAUCACAGUCCAGAGGCGUCUUCAGAGGAGUCUGAGGACAGUGAAGCAGCAGCGUCACUCUCAUCUGCUCAUAAUGUGCAGGCUGGUUUCCACUCCAGACUCUCAGAGAAUGUGUUUGAUCUGCUGGAUCUGUCACCUGCAGUGGACAGGAAGGAAGUCGAGGGCGAGGCAGAUGUGGACAGCUGUGUGGAUGUCUCUGACUCUGCAGACAGGCAUGUGUUGCGUGAUGAAGAAGAGAAGAAGAGACAAUUAGAGAGAGAGGAAGAGGAGAAGAAGAGACAAGAAAGGGAGGAAGAGGAGAAGAGAAAGUGUGAGGAAGAGGAGAAGAGACACGUAGAGAGGGAGGAAGAGGAAGAGGAGAAGAAGAGACAAUUAGAGAGAGAGGAAGAGAAGAAGAAGAGACAAGAGAGGGAGGAAGAGGAGAAGCGUAAGCGUGAUGAAGAGGAGAAGAGACAAUUAGAGAGGGAGGAAGAGGAGAAGAGAAAGCGUGAGGAAGAGAAGAGGAAGAGACAAGUAGAGAGAGAGGAGAGGAAGAGGCUGGAGGACGCAGAGAGACAGAUGGAGGAGGAGAGGAGCAGACUGAUGGAGGACACACAGAGGAGACUGCAGCUGCUCAGAGACGCUCUGAUGAAGGACGAGGAGGACGAGGAGCGCCGGAUGAAGGAGGAGAGCGCUGAGCAGCUCAGGGUCCUGAAGGAGCAGAUGCUCAAACAGAGACGAGACGAGGAGGAGAGACUGAACAACGACAUGUACACACAACUACAACAGCUCAGGCUUGAGAAUGAGGUGAAGCUGCAGGCUGUGCUCAGAGCUGGAGGCGGAGCAGGAAGGGCGGAGACUCAGAGGAGGCGGGACCUUGAGCGCCUGAGGGAGGAGUCGGAGGAGGAGCUCCAGGCAGAGAGGAGGCGGCCAAGAGAAGAAGAGGAGCAGCUGACCUCCAUCAGACUACAGGCUAAACUGAGUGACACACAGAAGGAUUUGAGGAGCACACGACCAGAACAGCCUUUAGCAGAGUACCAGAGAGAGAUCACAAAUGUGCUGCAGGAAGUGCGGGAGGAAGUCGAGAGAGAUCACAGGAGGAAACUAGAACAGCUGAAGGAGGAACAUCAGCAGGAGCUACAGAACCUGAGAGAGACACACCUGCAGCAGGAGAGCAGGGAGCGGGAGCGUCUGCUGGAUUCUCUUCAGAAAGAGAGAGACGCUGUGAUCUCUAAACACACAACACAACUACACAAACUACAGCACACACUGGACACACAGCUGCAGGAGAUGCGCAGGACACACUCGCAGAAGGAGUCAGAGCUACAGGAGUGGAUGGAGAAGCUGGAGAUUCAAACCAAAGCACUUCAAACUCAGGAGACUGAACUUCAGUCAAAGGCAUCAGAUCUGAGGAAGAGGAGACAGCAGCUGUGUGAGGAAGAGGAGGACGUGCAGAGAGGAUUACAGUCUCUCCCGCAGCUGCUGAAGGAGCGGGACGAGCUGCGUGAGGAGCUGCAGCGGAUGAGAGCAGAUCUGCAGAGAGAGAGACAGGAGCGAGAGCGACAGAGAGAGGAGAGCUGCAGGAUGAUGGAGGAGAGACAGCAGCUGGAGGCCAGAGUCACGCUUCUGCAGGAGCGAUGUGAGCAGCUCACCUCCAGAGUCAGUGAACUGGAGCAGAGCAGCAGAGCGGAGCGAGAGCAGCAGCAGGACGGAGCAGAGGACGAGCAGAAGAAGAGCAAGAGAAAGACAGAGAACGGUCUGCGUUUGGAGGAUCUGGAGGCUCCGCUGCUGCGGUCAGACACCAGCGACACCAGCGUAGACGAUGUGAGGCAGUACGUGUGGAAUGAGAGCGUGUCUCUCUUCAGGGCUCGCCAGUUUCUGGAGCGGCAGAACGCUCACAUGUUUGACAGACAGGCAGCGCUGCGGGCGGCUCACAGCAGUCUGAAGGACCCCACGCCUGGGAGCUCAACACAGCAGCUCUGCCACAACCUGCAGCAGGAGGUGAGGAAUUUGGCUGAGCUGAGAGAGACGCUUCAGAAGGGUCAAACACUCCUGAAAGAAAAAGAGGAGAAGCUCAACCAGCUCGAAACAUCACUGACUGAAGAGGUGUCAUGUGAUGAUGCUGAGAGGUCAGUUGAUCGGAAAGUGAUGUUCGAUGUGACCGAGUCAGAGAUGAGCAGUGUGUACAGCCCAGAGGGAACAGUUCCGGUGAAGGUGCAGCAGCUGGCCGACUCUCUGCAGCUGAUCUCAGGUCAGCUCAACUCUGUGUUAGGAGCUUUGGGUUCACUAACACACAAACAGACUCCGCCCCCUCUGACAACACCCCUGCUGCCCCGCCCCUCGUGGGCGUGGCCUACAACCCCCUCCCCCUCACUGGCCAACAGACUCUCACACAGAGCCACAGACGCACUGCAGACGCGCUGGAGCGGCCUGAGCUCAGAAACCAGCAGAGCACACAUGACCUACUCAGGAUACACACCACCAAGUCUGUCGAGUCUGCGUCCGUCAGAGGUCGAGGGUCAGCGGCUGCAGGGUCUUAUUGAAGGAAACAAACGCUGGCUGGAGGCUCAACGGAAGAACCGCAACAUUCCUCUGUUCCCGAGCCUCAGAAGCGCGUCCAGCGGCGGAGGGUUAGUUCAGCUCAGUCUCGAUGAUAACAACCAGAUUAAAGUUCAUCACUACUGAAGCAGUGUUCUCAGGACGGCUGAAGAUCGUCUGUGAGCUGAGAACGGUGCAGGAUUGCUCACAAGCGGUUUCAAAAACACAUUUAGUUCACAUUCUCAUUCGUAUAGCUGUGUGUAAUGUGCAGAUCUCAUAUUUUUGUAAACAAUAAAUGAAUUUAAUACUUGA
Molecule: messenger RNA, 3778 nt
Organism: Cyprinus carpio (common carp)
Lineage: Eukaryota; Metazoa; Chordata; Actinopteri; Cypriniformes; Cyprinidae
Product: centrosomal protein of 164 kDa-like
Molecular function (GO): protein binding
Source: RefSeq, a predicted model, not a curated record